AUGGAUGCUGGCAAAAUAGUGAGAAGCGCGAAGCGGCACGUGGGCUACUGGCGCCCCAGUGACACGGGCACGCCACGGACUCUAGCAAAACAGUACAGCCUCAACACUACCGAGGCUGAGGUGAAAGAACUGCUGUUGAAGCUUCUUCCCAACAUAUCACACUGGACAGAGGACUACAUGAGCUCCAAGCCUCACGCUAAUGGAAAGCAGGGUUUACUAGUGACAGCAGUGAGGGACAUUGAGGAUAACUACUGGUGCCCGCGCCUCGGUAUCAAGGGCAAGGUGGAUGCAACACUAGAGGUCAAGGUUCACAACAAGCGGCGAGUGCUGCCGCUCGAGCUCAAAACUGGACGACACACCUUCUCUUCCGAACACAAGGGUCAGGUUAUCUUGUACACGAUGAUGAUGGCAGAACGACAGGCUGGAGAUGUGGAAGAGGGCCUCCUGCUCUACAUUCGCGACUGUGUGGACAUGCAGCGAGUGCCUUCCAGGCAUGCUGAGCGCAGGGACCUGCUGCAGAGGCGCAAUGAGCUAGCCUCCUACUUGGCUGAUGCCACCGGUGCCCUGCCUGCACCCAUCGAUAGCCAGCGCUUCUGUCCAAAGUGCCCCUAUGCCACAACCUGCUCCAUCUACAGGAGAAACUCAACUGAAGGUACAGUGUCGCAGCUGGAGAGACCGCCAGAGCCACAGUUUGUUGCGGACAGCGUCAAGCACUUGAGCGCUGAGCACACACGCUACUUCAUGGAUUGGUGCGCCAUGUUGGAUAUGGAAAUGAAGCAUGCUAAGCUUGACCUUCAAGAUCGCUUCUGGGUGGAAGACGCUGCAAAAAGGGAACAUAAGGGCCUUUGCUUCAGUAACGUGGAACUUGCCAAGAAUCUGGAGGUUUCAUACGUCAGUGACCAAGCCUCCUUCCGGCACACUUUCUGCAGAAAGGCUCACCUUGGCAGGCAUAGCAUGAGUAGUAGCUCUUCAUUGGGAAGCUUCACAAAGUGCUUUGGCCUACAUGUGGGCGAUCGUGUUGCCGUUAGUGAACAGGAGAGCUUGACCUGCGUUGCGGUGGCUACGGGUUCUGUGACCAGCAUAGCCAACGAUGAGGUGGUGCUGGACUUGGACAAGAACAUGCACUCCUGCCAAGAGUGGAAGACAAAGACAUUCCGCGUCGACAAGAUGUUCUCAUCAGCUUCAUUCACCAUCAGCUAUUCCAACUUGGCGAGGCUCAUGUGUGCUGAGCCCGAGUCCGACAGGCUGAGGUCGCUGGUCAUUGACCUAUCCAGUGCCUUGUACCGCAAGACCUUGCCCAAGGAGAUAGCUGUUUCGUGCCAUGCCGUGCUCAAGCCCCUGAACCAAUUCCAGCGCCGAGCCAUUCUCAAGUUUCUGACGAGCGACGAUUACAUACUCUUCAAGGGAAUGCCAGGAACAGGCAAAACCACUACUAUUGCUGCGUUGGUUCAAACCCUGGUGCUUCUCAAAAAGCGGGUCCUAUUGACAAGCUAUACACACAGCGGCGUGGACAGCGUUUUGCUGAAGCUAAAGGCACGUGGUGUGCCCUUUGUGAGACUCGGUGCAACCAGCAAGGUUCAUCCGGACGUCAGAGAGUUCAGCUCAAGCAACCUGACGGCAGCCAUCACUACCACUCGGGGACUACAGGAGUUUUACGAGAGCCAACUUGUAGUUGCCUGCACUUGUCUGGGCUCGGGUCAAGGACUACUCAAGAGGCUGCGCUUCGAUGCGUGCAUUGUGGACGAGGCUUCUCAGGCUUUACAACCUGCCUGCUUGGGACCUCUUUUCCUGGCUCGUUCCUUUGUACUUGUCGGCGACACUCAGCAAUUGCCACCAGUGGUGCAAAGUGAGGAUGCGAGAAAGAAAGGCAUGGACGUCAGCUUGUUUGCAAGGCUGGAAAGACCAGAGAACACAGUUGUACUACCCGUUCAGUACAGGAUGAACAGAGAGAUCACUACUGUGUGUAACAAGCUGACCUAUGCUGGCCAACUGGAGUGUGGUUCCGACGAUGUAGCCAAUGCAAGCCUGUCAUUGCCCAAUCUUUCGUCCACAUUGAGUCAUGUUCUGCCUACGGAUUGCUGGAUCUUGAAGGCCAUUUCCACAGAACUAAAGAACUCAGUUGUGUUCGUGUGCACCGACGAUCUGCCACCAAGCCAAGAGGGAGACUGCAGCAGCAGCAAGGGCACUGCUAGUGGGAUCGAAGUCACCAUUAUAGUGCAGCUAGUUCGCGUUUUGCUCAAGGGAGGACUGCCUCCGGAAGAAGUUGGAGUGAUCACCCCGUUCCGAAACCAAGUGCAGCUCUUGAAGCAAGCUGUCUCUAGUGUAGCGCAAGUGGAUAUCAGUACAGUGGACCAGUUUCAGGGCAAAGAGAAAAGCGUCGUCCUGCUGUCCUGCGUGAAGAAGUAUGAGGGAGAAAGCAAGGACACUGAAAUCCUGAAUGAUCAGAGGCGCCUCACUGUGGCCGUGAGUCGGGCAAGGCACAAGUUGAUCAUCGUUGGCAGCAGUUCAACACUGAGAAAGUACAAGCCAUUCGAGAAGCUACUGAGUUUUCUGCGGGAAGACCAGUUUAUGAGGCUGCAAAGUGGAGAUGAAUCUCACUACAAAGAAAGUGUUCUGGAAAAUUAACAACAAAAGGU
This is a messenger RNA of Rhipicephalus sanguineus (brown dog tick), 2636 nucleotides long. RefSeq names its product DNA replication ATP-dependent helicase/nuclease DNA2-like (gene Dna2). Gene Ontology annotation, biological process: replication fork reversal. NCBI's taxonomy places the organism in Eukaryota, Metazoa, Arthropoda, Arachnida, Ixodida, Ixodidae. Gene Ontology annotation, cellular component: cytoplasm. The record is from RefSeq and is a predicted model, not a curated record. Gene Ontology annotation, molecular function: 5'-flap endonuclease activity; single-stranded DNA helicase activity.